CUGCAAACAAAAUUAGAGAAAGAAGAUUAGAGAGAGAGAGAGAAGAGAUGUUGAAGAAAUGGAUUCUGAUGUUGUUUUCUGUAUCUGUAAUUCUCUCAGUGAUCACAGAAGAUUCUACUGUAAUUUCAUCAUCAUCACCAGCAUCAUCAUCGUUUUGGUUUAAUUCUUUGGUUGGAGACCAGACGUUCACUUUCUCUGCUAAUCAAUCUCUUGAAUUCGAUUUCUACCGCAAUUCAUGUCCAAAUGCCGAGAAGAUAAUUGGAUCUACACUUUUACAACUUUACAACAAUGAAUCUACUGUUGCUCCGGCACUUGUUCGAUUACUCUUCCAUGAUUGCUUCAUUAUGGGAUGUGAUGCAUCUGUGCUGUUGAACUCAACGAAUGGAGUAGAAGCUGAGAAAGAUGUAAUACCCAAUCAAUCGCUGAAAGGAUUUGAUGUAGUUGACAAGAUUAAAUCCAGUGUUGAAUCGGUUUGUCCUGGUGUUGUUUCUUGCUCUGAUAUUCUGGUUCUUGCUGCAAGAGAUAGUGUUGUUCUGAGUGGUGGACCUUUCUAUCCAGUUCCUACAGGUAGGAGAGAUAGUCUUAUAUCUUACCCACAAAUUGCUAUAAUGGAGCUUCCAGCACCAACUGAUGAUCUCUCUGUCAUCUUGGCAAAGUUUCUCCAUAGAAACUUCAAUGAACAAGAAACAGUGAGUCUAUUGGGUACUCACAGUAUUGGUGUAGUUCACUGCAAUUUCCUAACCGAAAGAAUGUCCAACUUCAAUGGUACCGGCCAACCAGACCCCAGUAUAGAACCUGAGUUCCUGAAAGUUAUGAGACGGAAAUGUGAAAAUAAUUCUAACUCAGAAUUCAUCGAUAUGAAGAGCGACGGAGCACCAGAGACAGGGUUUGGGUCUCACUUCUAUCAAAGCUUAAUCCGGAAUAAAAGUAUCCUCCCGUCUGAUCAGCAACUGAUGAGUGUGGAAAAAACUGCAAGCUGGGUAAGAGCAUACGCAGCAAACAAUUUCUUGUUUAUAAAGGAUUUCUCCAAAGCAAUGAUAAAGCUUUCAAACAAUGGAGUACUUACAGGACUGGUAAUGGGACAGAUUCGAGUCAAUUGUUCCUCCACAUUGUGAUCAAAGAUGGUGGGUGCGUUAGAGGAGGGUAACUCUUUUGUUGGUGGUUCAAUUUAAUCUUUUGUUGCUUGUGUUCAGUCUGAAGUUGGUUUUAUUUGACCAGAUUGUAUUUUCUGUUAUUUUCAGUUUUUCCUUCUCUUUUAGAUAGGGUAUGAAAAUCAUUUUCCUUGGCGUUUUUACAACAAUUGGUGUUAUUUGUAACCAGAAGUGCAAUUAGGCUCUGCUCAUAGGCUAAAAUUUCAAAUAAACACUAGUUU
This is a messenger RNA of Papaver somniferum (opium poppy), 1372 nucleotides long. RefSeq names its product putative Peroxidase 48. Gene Ontology annotation, molecular function: peroxidase activity; heme binding. The transcript has 4 exons. Gene Ontology annotation, biological process: response to oxidative stress; hydrogen peroxide catabolic process. The coding region runs from base 48 to 1115 and encodes 355 amino acids. Gene Ontology annotation, cellular component: plasmodesma; plant-type cell wall. The record is from RefSeq and is a predicted model, not a curated record. NCBI's taxonomy places the organism in Eukaryota, Viridiplantae, Streptophyta, Magnoliopsida, Ranunculales, Papaveraceae.